This is a messenger RNA of Drosophila eugracilis, 2278 nucleotides long. RefSeq names its product ethanolamine-phosphate cytidylyltransferase (gene Pect). The record is from RefSeq and is a predicted model, not a curated record. The transcript is spliced from 7 exons. Lineage: Eukaryota; Metazoa; Arthropoda; Insecta; Diptera; Drosophilidae. Bases 425 to 1609 code for a protein of 394 amino acids. Gene Ontology annotation, biological process: phosphatidylethanolamine biosynthetic process. Gene Ontology annotation, cellular component: cytoplasm. Gene Ontology annotation, molecular function: ethanolamine-phosphate cytidylyltransferase activity.
UCACUCUGCUCUCACGGUAAUUUGGAAUUGCGAGAAAAGAAAUGAAAGAAUCGGAAAAAAGGAAACCCAAGUACACCGCACUUACACCCUGAAGAAGUUCCCAUGCGCCCGCGCGCUGAUAACGAACGUCUGAGAAUCUGAAUCCCGAGUCCGAUUGCGUUCCGAGUCUGAAUCCGAAAAACUGAGUAGCUCGGGAGGUAAUGGGAAUAAAUAUAUAGCGGGCGUCGUCGUCGUAGCUCAGAACAAAUAACACAGCUCUCGUAGCGUGAACGUCGUAGUCGAGUUUCCGCCUUGAAGUCUAAAAAAAUCAUAAAAUAACAAACGGCUUUCAAUUGACUCAAUCACUCUUUCGUCUAAGUCUAAUGUACGUCGGUUGAGAACCGUGUUCUAAAUAAAAACGAUUGGAAAACUCAAUAAGUCAACGAUGGAGAACAAGCGGGCUAAUGGCGAUACCGGUGCCUGCAAUGGACAUUACAAGGAGAAGGAUGUUCGCGUUUGGUGCGACGGAUGCUAUGAUAUGGUGCACUUCGGGCACGCCAACUCUCUGCGACAAGCCAAAGCUCUUGGCGAUAAGGUAAUUGUGGGGAUCCACACCGAUGAGGAGAUCACCAAGCACAAGGGACCACCAGUCUUCACCGAAGAGGAGCGUGUUAAAAUGGUCAAGGGCAUCAAAUGGGUGGAUGAGGUGGUACUCGGUGCUCCGUAUGUCACCACUCUGGAGGUGCUAGACCAGAACAACUGUGAUUUCUGCGUGCAUGGCGAUGACAUUACAAUGACUGCCGAAGGAGUUGACACAUAUCAUUUAGUCAAGUCAGCCAAUCGUUAUAAGGAAGUGAGACGCACUGCUGGAGUUUCGACCACCGACCUUGUGGGUCGCAUGUUGCUCCUGACACGCAACCACUUCCGUCAAGGAUCCGCCGAAUACGAUAUCGAGAAAGAAGUGACAAUUUUAAAACGACAAAUAAAAUCCCAUCCAGGUUCUUCGAACAUGGGUCAAGAUUCGGCAGCCAAAAGUCCAUGGACCGGCUGCAGUCAGUUCUUGCCGACCACCCAAAAGAUUAUACAGUUCAGCGAUGGAAAAUCACCAAAUCCUGGUGAUAAGAUUGUUUAUGUGGCUGGUGCCUUUGAUCUCUUCCAUGUGGGUCACCUGGACUUCCUGGAGAAGGCAAGCAAAUUGGGCGACUACCUCAUUGUCGGCCUGCACACAGAUCCCGUUGUCAACUCUUACAAGGGCAGCAACUACCCAAUUAUGAAUCUGCACGAGCGCGUUCUCAGCGUUUUGGCCUGCAAGUUUGUCAAUGAGGUUGUGAUUGGGGCUCCCUACUGCGUCACUGAAGAGCUGUUGGAUCACUUCAAAAUCGAUGUAGUCUGCCACGGACGCACGCCCAUUGCACUGGAGAAUGGCAAGAGCGAUCCGUACGCCGUACCAAAGACGCGAGCCAUUUUCGAGCUGAUUGAUUCCGGGAAUGAUAUGACCACCGAAAGGAUCGUCGAGCGGAUUAUUUCGCACCGACUGGAAUAUGAGCGUCGCAACCAGGCCAAAGAAAAGAAGGAAAUUGAGGCCUUCGAGGCCCUUCAACGCCAAAAGCAGACCCAAAAGGCCGGAUAGCCGGAACCUGAUUCCGACCUUUCACACUAGACGGAUGUUUUAUAUAUUUUAGUUGCGUUUUUUAGUUUGUCGUCUCGUUUGUUAUGACGUUUUUGUUAUGUUGCGUUAAGAGCGAUGCGACGCUGCCAGAAAUGCCGUAAAGUUAAAAAGGGCUUGGACACGGCGUUCCGCUCGCUUGAUAUCUAGUACAAUUUUUUAAUAGCUGCGGGUUGCACAGGCGGCUCUUAGCAAGCCUUAAUGAUGUAAAGUUAUAUACAUAUAUAUAUUUGUAAUACCUUAAUGUUUCCUAUUUAACAUCUAAAUUUUAUGUAUGUAAGCUCAAAAUUUGUAAAUUCUACUGUGUAUGUUGUAAGUGUUGCGAAAGAAAUCAAGUCAAAAUUGAAUUGAGAACUACAAAAUUUUACGAAAUAUAUGUAAGGCGAAUAACAAAGAUAAUCUGUGACUUGUUAUCCAAAUGGUUGGCAUACAAGAAAGCCGUAUACUAAUUGUAUAUAUUUACAGCAAUGUAACGCAAGUAGAAUGUCUUGGCCAGGAAAUGGCUGCUUUUAUCAAAAGAAAUCUCCGAUACUUUCUCCUUAUUUAUUAAUGCAUAAACUAAGUGCAAGUUCAAGUUUUAUGUUUCAAUGUUUAAUCUUAGACUUAAAUACAUGGCCAAAAAUACUGCUCCAA